Molecule: messenger RNA, 318 nt
Organism: Puccinia graminis f. sp. tritici CRL 75-36-700-3
Lineage: Eukaryota; Fungi; Basidiomycota; Pucciniomycetes; Pucciniales; Pucciniaceae
Exons: 2
Coding region: 1-318 (105 amino acids)
Source: RefSeq, a predicted model, not a curated record
AUGGAGUGGAUCAAUUUGUCUUUAUGCUUCAAUAUUCGUCCCAUCGAAUUGAACUCAAAAGAUGGGACUCAAGGAGGAAGAGACCUAGCAGGAGGAGGACAACAGAUGAUAAUACAAUACGGAGACCAGCAUUUGACCGGGUUACUUCGUUCGGGCGUGCACCUGGCUUCGUUCACUCAUGCCCUCAAGACCUUACUCGAGAUCUCCAUCCGCUCGGUCACCAAUGCCAUCUCAUCCCCCAUAGAUCCCGCCACAAAGGCAUGUACGAUCUGCGUCGACGAUAAUGGGAUCGGAAUCGACCAAGACCGAACCUCAUAG